Thlaspi arvense is the source of this 1758-nucleotide messenger RNA. NCBI's taxonomy places the organism in Eukaryota, Viridiplantae, Streptophyta, Magnoliopsida, Brassicales, Brassicaceae. The record is from the annotation of a GenBank genome assembly.
AUGGUGGAAAUGAGGAAAUCUGGGGGUAUGAGACCGGAGUCUGAAUUGGCGGCCAAGUGCCGAGAUGAGCUGCCGGUGAAGCUGGAGAUCGUGGAGGAUGAUUUAGAAGAAGCGCAUGGUCCUCUCAACAAGCGAUCCAGGUUAUGGAGCUCUGGGACAAGCUCAUCGCUAAUGGCACCGGCUAAGUAUAACCCGCUUGAUGAGCCGAGUCCUCUUGGUCUGACCCUUAGGAAGAGUCCGUCUUUGUUGGAGUUGAUUCAGAUGAGGCUAACUCAAAGUGGCGACCCAAAUUCCGAAACGCUACAAGCUGGUGCAGUUGGCUCUGGUGUGAAGAAAGAGAGUAAAUGUGUUACUGUUGCAUCAGUUGGAGCGACGUCGGCGCCAGGAAGUAUUGAGAAGCUGAAAGCUUCCAACUUUCCUGCUUCGGUUUUGAAGAUCGGGCAGUGGGAGUACAAAUCAAGGUAUGAAGGUGAUUUGGUGGCAAAGUGUUACUUCGCAAAGCACAAACUUGUUUGGGAAGUGUUGGAACAAGGCCUCAAGAGUAAAAUCGAGAUCCAAUGGUCAGAUAUUAUGGCUUUGAAGGCCAACUGUCCUGAAGAUGGACCUGGAACAUUGACUCUCAUGCUUGCUAGGCAGCCCUUGUUUUUCCGGGAAACAAACCCACAGCCUAGAAAACAUACUUUGUGGCAGGCGACAUCAGAUUUCACCGAUGGCCAAGCUAGCAUGAACAGGCAGCAUUUUCUGCAAUGUGCUCAAGGGAUAAUGAACAAACAUUUCGAAAAACUCGUUCAAUGUGAUCAUCGCCUGUUCCAUCUAAGCCGUCAGCCGGAGAUAGUCAUGGACUCUCCCUACUUUGAUGCACGGCAAUCUAUCUUUGAGGAUCCAAGUGAAUCAAAAGGCCAUCUUUAUGGUACUUUGAGCCUUAGCACAGGUCCUUCAAUAUCUGGGACUCAUAAUUUAGCAUCUCCUGUUGGGGCUCAGUCUUCAUCUGAACCUAUGUAUCUGUCUCAUGAAGCACCAUCUCCCAGCUCAGUGAUAGAUGCUCGUGCAAAUGAAGGAAAUGGGGGUUCUGAAGCAGUCAAUUCAAGAAACACAGCGGAUUGUGGCCAGACCGGAGUAUCUGGACUACACCACUCUAUGUCGCUGAGCGAUUUCCUUGCACUUCUCAGUGAUCCAAAAAACACAGCGGAUUCAAGUCAGGUUGAAGAAGUAGCUGGCGUACACCAGUCUAUGUCCGUGAGUGAUUUCGUUGCACUAUUAUCUGAUUCGAGAAACAUAGCUGAUUCGAGUCAGAUAAAAGUGCCUGGGCUACACCAAUCUAUGUCAGUGAGCGAUUUCGUUGGAUUUCUCUCUGAUUCUGCUGGUGGAAGUUAUCCUGAACACAUGGAGAAGUUUGAGAACAUGAAGCAGCAGUUGCUAAGCGAUAAUAUCCAGUUCGAUACACCAGAUGAGAAGUCUCUCAUGCCAAGGGUCAAUUCUUUAUUCAACCUCUUGUACAAGGAUCCAAACGUCGCUACAAACUCACAGCUCAAUACCGAAAUCUCGGUUGGACUGAAGCCUGAACCGAAUGAUCUGAAGGGGAUUGUGUCUGACAACAACAACAACAGAGUUGUUGAUCCAGCUUCCAGCAGCAAACCACAGGGUAUGUUGAGGAAAGACUCGUUCGGCGAUUUGCUAUUACACCUCCCCCGGAUCACAUCCCUGCCCAAGUUCUUGUCCAACAUUUCAGAAGAAGAUGGUGAUGCAUAUAAUAGAUAA